UUGUAUUGUUUGGAAAGCAAGAUGGCUGAGAACGUUUUGGAGUUCGCGAACGGUGAUGUUUGUGAAAAUUUCAUAUCUCUAAUUAAUGGCAGUUAAAAUUUUUGGAAUAUGAUUCUCAUAGAAUCAUGGAAAGCAAACAUAAAGAACUGCUCAGUCUCCAUCGCUCCAAAUUUCUCAGUGCCAUAGAAGUAGAAAAACUGUUGCCGAUUUUGCAAAGCAAAAAUGUAGUGUACCCAGAUGACAUCAGCGAGAUAAACAAACAGCCUAGUCGAACUGGGCGGGCCGAGAGACUCCUGGACAUCCUACCCGACAAACCAAACUCAGCCUUCCAUGGAUUGUGUCAGGCGUUGGAAACGACAUACCCUCAUCUCCUUACGGCGAUGUUUCUAGGGUGUAACCAGCGAGCUACCACUCCAGAUUCACGAUCGCUGUCGCUUGCAUCAGAUUCUGAAGAUGACCCUCUGAAUCAGUUGUGUCAUUCAGAGACACAGGAUCUGGAUGGUGGUAAGACAUACACACGAAUCAUACCUUCUCAUGAGUAUGACCUUCACGAGAGUGCCUACCCAACAAUAGCUGGCCAGGAUAAACAUAAGAACUCCAAGUCCCAGCUUGAGAGACAUCAUCCAACAAUGAACCGUGACGGCCAACAAUCCGACCACCAUCGCGACUAUGACCGCCUUAAAGCCCAAUGUGAACAUGCAAUGAAGGAACUGCAGUCAUUGAAACGGACACAGACAGACAUGGAGAAACGAUACGACCAAACACAUAAGGAGCUGGAGAAUUAUAGUCAAAAAUAUCGAUCUGUCCUCAGCCAGCUCCAGCAUGCCAGAGAUGAGAACACACACAUCAAGUCCCAGUCUUUGGAGUUUGAGCGGGAGAAACAGCAGCUAGACCAAGAGAUUCUCAGCCUUAGGAGUCUGCAUGAAGAAGAUAAACAAGAAUUGUCUGACUUACGCAAACAGCUCCGUGAGGUAAUCAAUGAGAGUGGCUCAAGUGAAGUCCUUAACAAAAUGUAUGACUGUGCUCAGGACAAAUAUGAAGGAAUUCGAGCAGAUUAUGAGGCACUUCGGGAGCGCUACACAGAACUUAGGUCCCUGAAUUUAGAAACAACCAGCAAACUUGAACAUCUGAGGGAUGAUAACAUGAAGAUGCAAAAAAAGUUGGAAAGUAUGCGUAUGGAUCAGGAGUCCGUUAUCAUGGAAAGAAACGCUCUUAAAAAGCAGUGUACAGGAGCUAUACGUAACUGGGACCAAGUCAUUCAUGAACGGGAUCAGCUCAAAGAGGAAAUGUCAAAAGUCACCGAACAGAGGGAUGAACUAAUGAAAGGCUCAAACCAAAUCUUAUUUAAAUUGGAAUCUGCUUGUAAGGAGAGAGACGCUGCUAAAUCUGAGCACAGUCUCGUAAUGGCAGAGCGGGCGUCAGUUCUUAACGAUUACGACCGAUUACAGGAAAGAGUUACUGAGUACAGUCGUAAGAACGAGGCUCUCGAAAAGGAGAAAAAAGGUGCUUUGACAGAAUUAGAAAAUUUGAAACACGAAUUGAUGACAUCGAUACAGGAAAGAGACAAAGCUAUCAAGGAACGUAAAGAAUUGCUGAAUAAAUAUAGUGAUGUUCGCUCUAAAAAUGACCAGCUGGAGGGUCAACGUGAGGACUUUCGCAAGGAUUGGCAGAUGGUGAUGCAGGAACGGGAUGUUGCGAGGAAAGAACGACAUGAGGCAAUUCAAGAUAGAGAUAGGAUUUUAAGGGAAACAUAUGAACGGGAACGCUGUCAGAAGGAAAAGGCAGAGGAGAUGGACCAGGUAUCCAAGGAAACAGAAAUGCUGAAGCGAACAAUUGAGAAACUGCAGCGGGAGCUGAGAGAUGCAAACCAUGAGGUGGAGUCUUCUAACAUGUCACGAGACUGGGCCCUCCGUGAGCGUGACAAGAUUGUGCAGGAACGAGACAGCAUUCGGACGCUCUGCGACAGUCUGCGGCAUGAACGUGAUAGAGCUGUCAGUGACAAAGCCAAGACCCUGCGUGACUUUGAUGAUCUUAAGAAACAGAAGAGCGAGGCAUGCAAAGAGCUAAAGGAAACAAGGGAGAAAUAUGAAAGUGUAAUGGAAAAAGAAGCUCGUAAAAACCAACUGAAUGGUAUUGGCCACAACCACAGCCGAGACUCGGCUAUUGAUGCUGAUCUCCAGGAGUGGGAGACAGAGGAGGUGAUUGUUGACAUUGGCCGUUUUAACCCUGACAACUUGGGCUUUGACAUUGUCGGUGGGAAAGAUGACCCGCAACUCACCAAUGACAACUCCAUCUUCAUCAGCCACAUCAGCAAGGGCAGUGUGGUCGAUGGCAAACUCAAGGUGAAUGAUGUCCUGAUGAAAGUCAACAACCAGGACACCACCAAUAUGACAAAGAGAACAAUGUUUCAGACACUACGAGAUGCCUGUGACAAUGUUUCCCUGUUGGUGAGACGGCGUCGUUGCAUCACUCCCCGAGUCUGGCAGCCGCUGCAGUUGAAUAUUUCUCUUGGAAAAGAGACUGGAAUCUACAUAGAGCAUGGCUUAUAUGUAAGUCGCAUAAGUCCUGGUUCUGUUGUUGCUAAGGAAGGUCUUCUGGUCACAGGAGACAGGAUCGUUGGGGUGAAUGGUAAAUCUGUGGAGAGUCUCAGUGCUAAGGAGCUGAUGCGACUCCUGGAUGACUGCCGGGACUCUUGUGUUAUGGAGAUCUGGCGACAAACAUCACCCCUUGGGAUCAACUCAGCUGGUUCUUCUCCCAUUCCCGUCCCACUGACAAGUCUGUCUCAUCUCUCGGAGCAAAUCUCACACCGGUUAACUAAGCCAGAGAGUCCCCCUCUCAAACCUCAGUCAAUGUGGGACGGAAACAUAACCUCUGACAGUGGGAAAAGUAGUACAAAGAUGCGUAGUAGUGGAUCCCAGACAGACAGUCUGGACAGUCCCGGACCUCCGUCCAGACAUAAGGACAAACGUUACCAGGAGAGGGACUUGGAUAAACCAAACAGACAUAGUGUGCUUGAGAAAAUUAAAAUGUUCAAACAUAGACAUAAAAGUCAGGAACGAAAUGAGGUUGAUGAUGGAACGCUGAAACAGCAAGAUUUGAUGUCACAAAGUGUGUAUGUGAACACUUGCAGGUCUCCUGAUGAUAUAAUAGGGGAGUUUGAUAUGCCUCUUGCUGGUACCAGUAUGCAUGAAAAACUAACUGCAAAUAAACCUGAGAAUAAAACAUCUCGUAAACGUGAGCUGGAGAGUGAAAACAGUGGCACUUGGCCAAAGUGCUGUCGUGUUUAUCCUACAGCUAGUAAUGGCACUGUGAUGUUUCCACAGCGUAGGCAUGAGCGCCCUACACUUGAGGCAUUGAUAAAUCCAGAAAGGCUGGUUCCAAAAACACCCCCGACACCACCAGAGCGAACAGGUGCUUCAUAUGUGGCGGUGCGUCACAGCCCACAGAGUAGUGAUUCUACACUUACUGGUAAAUAUCGGCAUAGUCCACAGAGCAGUGAUUCCACCUUACAGCUUGGCUCCCCCUCGCCCAUCAACUCCCCAAAGUUCAGCAGCAAGUCUAAUCAAUAUCUACACAACACUGCCUCUGUGCCUCCAUUCCAGCAACAGGACUCUCACAUUUUGCCUGACUAUUCUCACAGAAACACGGGCAGUUCUCGGAGCUCACGUCAGGCUCACAAACGCUAUACUGUUGGGUCCUUUGGGCCAGACUUCCCACCUAAAGAGGGGUUUGAACAGCAUCCUCCACCUCGCGUACGCAAUAAGCCUGCUCGACACCUCGACCGUGAUAUCAGAGGUAGUCAGAAGUAUACCAACAAGUACAGGUCUAGUCAGUCUCAUAGCUCUGUGAAUUGCAGCAAGUCGCCACAAGGCCAUACAGCAUUUGACUUUCCACACAACACUUCAUCCUUGGGUGGGAGCACAGGAAGUACACGAUGGUCCAGUAAUAUGUCCUCUCCACAUGAUGGUUUACAUUCCCCACCCUACACCCCCUCUGUCGGGGUCAGCUCCCCACCAUACACGCCUGCUGCUAUGGUAAGGUCACCUCCAUACCAACCCCCUCCCAGAGGACAGAGUAGCAGUAAUUCGUCGACAGUCUCCUCCAUGUCCCGUCCAUAUCAGCCCUACUCCCCAGGGAAUUACUGCACUCCCCAGUACCCCAUAUCACCCCCGUACAGUUCCCCGGCUGAUUCCUGUACAGACUGUGACAGUGAAAUCCCACGCUACUCUCCCUCCAACGACUGGUGUAGUUCACCAAGCUCUUCCCAGCGCAGUUCAUCCACGCCCAGUGAUCAGCUGAGUUACCCGUUAAUAGUUCCACCACGGAUCUCUCCUUCAGAGACGAACACAUUUCCACGGAAACCGCCUCGUGUGUGGUAUCCUCCCACAGUGAGCACAGCUUCCUCAACCAAGUCGGGUUCUGUCGAAGUGGUUUCUGAGCGAAGCAGUCCUGGUUCUCCUUUACUGAACAGCAGAUUAGAAAUGCCUCAACGGAGGAGAAAGCCUUACCCUGGUGAAACCCGGACCAUACAUGUUGAGCGGAACCUGCAACCAGUUGGCUUCAAUAUCGAGAAAAGGAGUACAGGAGGAAUCUUUGUAUCUAUGGUCAACACAAACAGCCUUGCAGCAGACGCAGGGCUCGUCAUUGGGGACCAGUUACUAGAGAUUUGUGGGAUCAACAUGAGAACAGCAACCCAUGAAAUUGCUGCUCGUUUUCUACACCAGUGUGGAAAAGAUCUCACUCUACUUGUCCAAUACAACCUUGAUGAGUACAAUAACGGUGAAUCAUCAGGUGACAGCGCGAACACCUCCCCGAACAAUUCUCCAGAUUCCAGUACAUUCAAGAAAGAGUCAAACCUGAGUCGGUCCAGUAUGUCAUGCGAAUCCCCACGCUUCGUCUCCCUUAAAAAGAGCUCACCAAAUGUGAGCCUAGGCAUCACCAUUGUAGGUGGAAAUGCAGUUGGCAUCUUUAUACACAAUGUCCAACCUAACAGUGUUGCGUACGGACAUGAUGGAUUACACUGCGGGGACCAAAUACUUCAGUACAACGGGGUAGACUUCUCCUCAGUGACGGCAGAAUUUGCAUCCACUGAGAUUUCCAAGUCCUGUCUGGCGGUGGGAUUGAAGGUUCAGUACAAUCCAGAAAAAUACUACCAGAUCCAAGAUCAACCAGGUGACCUAUUCUAUGUGCGUGCUCAUUUUGACCGUCCUGCAGAGAAUGAAGGAGAAUUAAGUUUCUACAAAGAUAAUGUGCUGAUGGUAGAGAAUACAAUGUAUAGGGGUGUGGCAGGCUGUUGGUUUGGCUGGCUGGUCGAUGAUGACUGCAACAAAAUCAAAUCUGGCACCAUUCCCAGCAAAGAAAGACUUGAGGAUGACUUUAUGCUGCGGCGAAGUCAUUCUGGCAGCCUUAGUCUGCAGGACUUGGAUGAACUCAAAGGCACAACUCGCAGGGGAUCAGGAACUGCACGGCGAAGCUUUUUCCGGCGCCGACAUAAGCGAAAUAAUUCCAAAGACAGUAGAGAGUUUAGUGCCUCAGAUGCUCCACUCACUAGCGAGUCUGUGCCAAUGCUAGAUGAUGUAUCCCUUUAUGCCUACACAAAAGUAGAUCGAAAAGAGUAUAAAAUGACAAGACCUGUGAUAUUACUGGCUCCUCUGGCUGAACCUCUCAUCAACAAGAUUGCCUCGGCAUCCAGUGACAAAUAUAAGGCCUGCCGACCAAUUGUCAUGCAGACAUCAGCCAAAGCAAUGGAACAAGGACUUGCUGACAGUACCUACAUAGACUACUGGCAACAGGAUGACCACUACGAAUGUAUCCGUGUGUCUUCUAUCAGAGAAAUCUGUGAUCAGAGCAUUCACUGUCUGCUCAACACUAGUCCAGCAGCUAUAGAGCGUCUCCAUAGACUACAGAUAUACCCCAUUGUCAUCUUCGCCCGCCAUAAAUCAUUUAAACAGAUCAGGGAAAUACGUGACCCACAGUUUCAUCCCAAAAACCUAAGUAAUAAAGCGGCAAAAGACCUGUAUGAACGAUUCCAGAAGGUAGAGCAGGAUUACCGCCACCAAUUCUCAG
Mizuhopecten yessoensis (Yesso scallop) is the source of this 6066-nucleotide messenger RNA. RefSeq names its product disks large homolog 5-like. The transcript is spliced from 24 exons. Gene Ontology annotation, molecular function: protein binding. The record is from RefSeq and is a predicted model, not a curated record. The annotation marks the transcript as partial. Gene Ontology annotation, biological process: regulation of apoptotic process. NCBI's taxonomy places the organism in Eukaryota, Metazoa, Mollusca, Bivalvia, Pectinida, Pectinidae.